UGACAGUUGACUUCACGUUGACUUGCUUGUCUUUGUUUUCAUCGGCAGCAUUUUGUUGUUUCUGUCAUUCAUUUCCUGAAAUUGUGAAAGCACAAUGACAACACGGAGUAGAGGCUACAAUCAGGACUGGGACCCGAUGAGGGAGGAUUACGACAACUCAAGUUAUGAUCCUCAGAAUGCUGAGGAGAGUGGCAGUGGUUUCGUGAACCUGGACCACUGCCGGCUCUACAUCACGAACAUCCCGAACGGUCUGAGCGACGACGGGCUGUCCACAGCCUUCUCUAAAUACGGGCAGCUCACCGAGGUCUUCGUCAGCAAGAGUCCGGACAAGAGAUACGCGUUGAUAUCGUUUGAGACACCAGGGGAAGCAAAGUUUGCUAUGAUGAAGCUGAAUAGAAUGGAGCCUUUGAGGCUCAAUAUCAACGUCGCUCAUAAGAGCACUGCAAGAUCAAAAAGACCAUUCGACAUUAAUGACAGCUCGGGAUAUCGGAAUAACAACUCAAACCCUCGCAAUCGCGAAGAUCGUAGCUUUAGAGACGACGGCAGCGCUGGCAGCCGCUCCAACACGAGCAUACCUCCACAGGAUCAGCGCCGAGCCACUGACGUUAAAACCCCAUUUCUAGUGGUUCGCAGAAGUAACUUUGGGAGACAAGAAUCGCUUGCAAACGGUGACAACAUGGAAGACUUGGUGGAUGAUGAUGUGCAGGUGAUGAGCGGCAGCCUGGAGCCAGACGUGAACCUGGAGCUAGAGAAGCUUAAGCUGGAGCACCUCAAGCUGCAGGAGGCGCAGGUCUUGUGCAAGCACCGGAUGUUACUUCUCAAGCAGGCGGAGAAGAAGUCUAGUUCAAGUAGUCGCCAACUUCUGCCCGAUGGUAGAAUUGUCGUCCGCACCAUUGACAAGAGUGAAGGAAACGAUGCCGACGGCAGCUUUGGAGCCGGUGCUGGUGAUGCGAGCUCACCUGAACUGUGCAGUUGCGAGCAGAAGGGCUUCUGGGACUCCGACGGCGCAGCCUCCACCGCCUCCACUUGCGUACUCUGCUCCGAUGAUACCAGAAAAAAGAACUCGGCAGAUAAGUCUGAUAGCAAAUGUACUCAGAAAACAGAUAGUCAUGUAGGCAGUAAGACCACGUUUAGUAAGCAUAGCAAAGUCACUGGCGGUACUAGUAAAAACCCUAGAUGUAAAAAGUCUAAAAGUAGCUGUGAUACUGCUAAAUACGCGGAUUUCUACAGCGAUAGCGAGGAUGAAGCUGACGAGACGAAUAGGCUCAUACAGUUAAGGAACACUGAUUAUGCGGAUAUUAUAGAAGACCAGUUGAAAAUAGUCAUAGCGCUUGCCGGUUAUCCCAAAUCAAAAAUGCGGCUUAAACAUUUGGAACUCUUUCAACGAUCCAUCGCCGAGGUUAUGGAUAUGCAAAUCAAGGCCGGCCUUUUAAAAAGCGUACCUUACUUCCUAGAUUACUAUUUGAACAGGGGCGCUAUUGUCUGCGUCUGUAGGGACAUCGAUACUAGGAACUGGAUAAUCAGGAUUUCACCAGGCCUGCAAGAACGUAUGGCUUCCAACCUUAUUCUACUCAAGUCUAAGAUCAAGAGGUUAUGCCUAGCUUACCUCAAGAUACCCAGCUCAGCCUGGCCGGCGACUGCUCAGGACACUUUCAAACUGUUACAGUAUUUCAAUCCUACAUUGAAAACUGAUUCGUGGAGAGUCUACUCGCAAAAGAGGGUAGGUGAUGUUGAAUACACUUCAUUUCUAAUAGACCGAGUUUCUGGUGAAAUCAUUCGAGGUUCCACCUUUAAAAAUGUUAUAGAUUAUGAGCAAAUGGAGUUUGAACUGUCCGGGUACACUGAAAUUUACUAUGAAUGUCUAACUUCCGAUAUGAAAGAAGAUUUGCACAGCGUUUCGUCGAGAGUGAAGCUCUUGAACGAACUUAGGGGGGAAGAUACAGCCAGAAAUCUUUCUGACUGCAGUUUAAGAAAACCUCUGUCUGGUGAAGACGCACAAAAUGACGAUGUUAAGAAACGAGACGAGAACGAGAAAGCAACUGACUAUUUUAUAGAAUUUCCUGAUAGAACGGAUAAAGAAGAUGAUGAUAAAGUAAUAAUUACUGAAUUGGAAAAUAAUGAAUGUGAUGUAUUGAAGAAACUAAAAGACGUUAAUUACAGAAGUGAAAAUAAUGAAAUGAUAAUUUGGUCGGAGGAAAUUAACAAUAACAUUAAAAUUGAUGUUGCCAAUGAGGAAAAGCAAAUGCCCGCUUCAGAAUCUACAGCUGCGGAAUCUGAAAAGACUGAAUCUAUUGCUGAAAGCAGCGACAACCUAAUCAGGUGCAACAGCAAUGUAAACAUAGAUAGUAACCGGGGUAUUGCUUACCACAGAAGAACAAACUACCUUCAUGUCGAACCAGAAUUGAAAAUCGCAAUUACUCUUGACGGUUACCCGCAAAACAAACUCGAAGGCACGCAUAUCAGAAGGCUGAAGCAACUCUUCAAAGAGUAUUUACACAGAGAUAUGAAACAACAGCGCUUCUCUAAUUUAAUCAUCCCAAAAUUCCAAGACAUUUACCUAUCUAACGGUGCUGUGAUAUACAUUUGUGACAGUUUAGAGACUAAGGAUUACUUGACAGAGGUAUUACCAAAAUUCGUAAAUUCUACAGGCUGGAAGCUAAUAUUUAAAGACAUUAAAACACUAGUUAGAUACACGAGAAUCGUCUUGCGCCUGCCAAAAGAACUUGCCAGUGUAGAAUCUGCGGAAAUAAUUUCGAAGCUUCAAGAUAAAUACCCAGGUUUAAAACCGGAUUGUUGGAAGUAUUAUUCUGAUGUAGCUGGCAAACAGAAGCGGCAAUUCGGUGUCGAUCCGGAGUCUCUAGAAAUAAUCAAAAGCCCAGAUUUUGAUCCGGAAUAUGGCGCUAAUAAGCUUAGCUUCAGGAUAAUCGAUAGACAGAAACGCGAUUCUUGCUUCGAAGAGAACCAGAAUUACGACGAUGAAAACGAGAAUAAGGAGGUGAAAGAGAAAAUUUUGAAACUAUUGUACGUGCCAGUCGAGGCUGAUAUGUCGAACUCUCCUCUUACAAGAAUUCGAACGAAUCACUAUUCUGAAGUAGUCGCCGACGACCUGAAACUGUACGUAGGCCCUACUAACUAUCCGGAAUCGCGCGUAGACGAAAACCUUUUCCACGCAAUAAAGAAAACUUUAGAGAAUAUCGUUUACAAGUCCUUUGUAGAUGGUGAAAUCAAUGAAAUCUGUAUGCCAAAAUUCCACGACAUUUACCUUUUUGACGGCGUCAUAUUUGUUAUUUGUGUAAACAUGGCUUCGCGCUGUUGGAUCGACGAAACGUUAACCAUUGCUAGUUCUAAAUUGCAAAUCAAUUUGAAAUCUACGGAAUACAGAGGAGCCGUUGGCAUUGUAAGUAUGGUAGUCAAAACCUAUUUGGAUACUGAAGAGGUCAUAUCGAUUCUUCAAUCGAACAAUCCUCGACUUCGAACUAAAUAUUGGAGGAUCAUAAGCACAGUUCGAGCUAAAGCGAAGUUAGAUGUAGUAUUACAAAUUGAUAAGCUCUCCGCCCAAGUCAUCAGAAAUACUGACUUCAACACUUUCGUCGGCGACAAUGCUGUUCAAUUCCAGCUAGGCCAUUUACAGUCCCUGCUUAAACCACUUUCCAGUAUGGAAAAACUAAGCAAAAAACAGGAGAAAAAACUAAUGAAAGCAAACGCAACAAAACGAGAAGUUGAAGUCAAAAUAUCUACUGAAUUCACUGUUGAAGAGCUCAAGACGGAACUGAAACAAGACUUCCCCGAUUUGAGAAUCGGUGAAUGGAACUCUGUGGGACAGCUGAAGGAUAUCAAAAACCAAAUUGAACAUAUUGACAUCAAACAGUCUUUAGAAAACGCAUCCGAAGAUCCAAAGAUCAUCGAACCUGACUGUAUGAAAUUGUCUCCAGUAGAAUUAGAUGAAGCUUGCAAGAUGGUGGUGAAAAUACCAGCUGAGAUCCUACCUAAGGAACGGGAGGAUUUGAAUCUGAUUUUCGAUUUGUUGGAAGAUCAAAAUCCGGGUCUGAACACAGAGUUGUGGACAGUUACUAAUGAUUUCGGGAAUUAUGAGAAGGGAAAGUUUAUUCUUUCCAUUGACAAGCAAUCUGCUGCUGUGAUUCGUAGUAACCAGUUCUGUCCGAUGGUAGUUGGUCACAAAUUGAAGUUUCUGUUGUAAUUGUAUACUUUAUAAUGAUUUAAGACUAUUUUUGCUAGUUUGUGUACCAUAGUUUGUAGUUAGAAUUUAAAAUUGAGUGGAACAUGUGAUUAAUUCAGUCAUGUGCCUUACAAACACAAUAAAAGUGAUUUAGAUUAUAUGAAAAAGUAGACAUUCCUGAGUAAACGCAUAAAAUGCAUUAUAACUUGUUGCAAUUUUUUUGUUAAUAAAGGCAGGCUUAGUUAAAAACUGAUUUUCUUUCUUUUUUGACAUCAAACUGCCAAUUUCAAAGGCCAGUGCCAUUAUAUUAUCAAAUUCACUGCCAGCUUCCCGCAAGGCGGGUUCUCUGUUCGUAGGCGCUUUUUGCUACAUACGGGUUUUCCAAUGUUAUCGGCUACUCUCGUAGCGCGUAGCUUGCUCUGGCACAUCAAUCAGUCAGGUUUUGCCAAAACAAAUAAAUGCUUAAACAUGUCGAAAGCAAAUGUUACCACCGAAUUUUAUUGUUAUGUUUGAAAGUUGACAUUCCUUAAAAUGUGAUGUUUUGUGUAUGUUUUAAUGUUUAGAUGCAUCUUAGAUUAGAUAGAGUUAGGCCGAUGUACAUUAGAUGUAAGUGCUCGUGCGCGAUGUAAUGUACGAAUCCUUAUAAGAGGCGUCACACCGCUUACCUGGCGUGUGCGUGCAUUGCGUUGCUAUUGACAUGUGUUAUGAGGAUUCAUACAUUACAAUCCGAUCCAAUCGCCGUAAUCUAAAUCAACUUUCUUUCUUGCAAUGACUUGGCAAUUGUAGUAGCGCCACCAUAAAGCAAGGGUAAGCGCCAGUAGUUAUAGUGGCACUUACAUACUUUGUCGCUGCCAAGUCAUUGCAAAGUUAGCCUAGACGUACCUACUCUAUAAGUUGUGAAUUGUGAUUGAAGUUAU
Molecule: messenger RNA, 5094 nt
Organism: Cydia strobilella
Lineage: Eukaryota; Metazoa; Arthropoda; Insecta; Lepidoptera; Tortricidae
Exons: 11
Coding region: 95-4198 (1367 amino acids)
Molecular function (GO): RNA binding
Source: RefSeq, a predicted model, not a curated record